This is a messenger RNA of Guyanagaster necrorhizus, 7643 nucleotides long. RefSeq lists its product as uncharacterized. Gene Ontology annotation, molecular function: ubiquitin protein ligase activity; pyridoxal phosphate binding; transaminase activity. NCBI's taxonomy places the organism in Eukaryota, Fungi, Basidiomycota, Agaricomycetes, Agaricales, Physalacriaceae. The transcript has 29 exons. Gene Ontology annotation, cellular component: nuclear speck. Gene Ontology annotation, biological process: protein polyubiquitination; proteasome-mediated ubiquitin-dependent protein catabolic process. The coding region runs from base 294 to 7379 and encodes 2361 amino acids. The record is from RefSeq and is a predicted model, not a curated record.
CUGUCCUUCUCUCUAUUCCUUCCUCUACUUUGCGUCCGAAUACAUCAGCGCCCAAGAUGUAUACCAUCCAUCUUUCACGAAAACCGUGGUCAUCCGGCAGAUUCUGAUAUAUAUUCGCCUCUUCGGUAUCGUUCGUACUCACGCACAUUUCCAAUGAUAGGUGCCAUUUGCUGAUUCAGACAAGUACGUCAGGGGCACGGGAACGGUUCCCCGGCGUCAAAUCCUAUCGAUUAUCAUCCGAUUUGAAUCAUAUAUAACUAGUCGAGAAUUGCGUAUCUGGCUAUCUACCCACCAUGCCUGCACAAUUCAGACCAACAUCUAUUCUUCAUCGAACGCCCUGGAGGCCUCCUGUUGCUUCCAGUGCCAAGGGAAUUCAGAUACAGCUCGAGGAUGGAAGCAUUCUGAUAGAUGCCGUUGGCGGUGCUGCCGUUGCGUGCAUUGGUAGCAGCCAUCCGGUGGUCCAACAGGCCAUUAAGGAUCAACUGGACAAAGUUUCCUAUGUGUACAAUAUGCAACUAUCUAAUGAGCCGGCAGAGGAACUUGCAAAGUAUCUGAUCUCCACUGGAAACGGCGCGUUUGAUCUAUGUGGCUUCGUGUCUGGAGGCUCUGAGGCUAUGGAGGGUGUGAUCAAGCUUGCGAGGCAGUACUUUUAUGAAACAGGUCAACUCAAACGCACAAAUUUCAUCGCGCGACAGUUGUCCUUCCACGGAAACACUGUUGCGACGCUCUCGCUCGCUCACCACCCAGCGCGUCGUGCUCCAUAUGAAGGUAUUCUUGAUCAUGGGAACUUCCAUCACGUUUCACCAGCGUAUGCCAAACGAUUCCAAUUACCGGACGAAACCGAGGAACAAUACGUGGAAAGACUGCGAAAGGAACUGGAGGACAAGUUCAUAGAACUCGGUCCUGACACCGUUGUUGGAUUCGUUGCAGAAACUGUUGUUGGUGCAACAACUGGAGUCGUCGCUGCGCCCAAGGGAUACUUUAAAGCAAUGAAGGCUGUUUGUGAAAAAUACGGUGCGUUGUUCAUCCUUGAUGAGGUUAUGAGUGGAAUGGGAAGAAUGGGUUGUUACCACGCAUGGGAAUUAUAUGGCGAUGGCGUCGCACCUGAUAUCCAAGCUGUAGCUAAAGGUCUUGGAGGAGGGUAUGCGUCGAUAGGCGCUGUUCUGAUGUCCAAAAAGAUCGCGGAUGGCAUUCGCGAUGGCUCAGGAUUCUGGAAGCAUGGGCACACGUACCAGGCUCAUCCGCUGGCUUGUGCAGCAUCUCUCGCGGUACAGAAGGUGAUCGAGUCGGAAGGCCUUAUCGAAAACUGUCGGAAGCAAGGCGUUUAUCUCGGUCAGAAGGAGUCUCGACUGAAGGAACGUCUGCAAGGACCCAACGCCUUCGCAGCUCCGUUCAUCUUCGAUAUUCGGGGAGGGGGAGGAUUCUGGGGCAUUGAGCUGGACUUCUUGUGCCCUGAAGCGGCAUCGUACAAUAUCAAGGGCAAACCAGUCGGUAUACUUAUUCAGGAGCGCGCUUUCAAGAAAGGACUUAUCGUCAUGGGGAUGACGGGAGGCGCUGUUUGGGAAGGCAUCGACGGGAACCAUAUUAUGCUUUCGCCUGCUUACAAUGUUACCGCUGAGGAGAUCGAUCAGAUUGUGGAUAUUCUUGGGGAUAGUAUAGACGAGAUAUUGCAGGAACACAAAGCAAAUGGAGGCGAUUGGGUAUCACCGGAAGCCACCGCCAGCUCUAGUUCAUCUAUUCACCUCCCACUCGACUUCGAUUCAUUACCCGCUACUGAACCCCGCUCACUGCGUUCGAGUGCACGGACCAAGGCCGCAAAGAAUAAGUCCAAGGACAACGGAAAGGCAAAGGAACGCGAUACAGGCUCUGCAGAAUCAUCGUCUGCCCUACCAGCGACGGAGUCUACCUCUACAAGGACCACCCGAGCCACCACCAAAGCCAAACGAACGAAAGAAUCCACAGAAAAUUCCAAGCUGAAAGACACAUCUGACGAGUCCUUACGCCAAUCCAGACGAACUCGUCGAGGCGCAGCUUCUACACCGGCAGCCUUAACCAUCAACGAACCACUCAAGGAUCCCAAGGGCAAGAAACGCGCAGCGUUAGACACUAAUUCCGACGACGACGCUUCCGGCCCUUCUUCCAAACGUGCAAGAACUACCGCAUAUUCCCUUCGUUCCCAGUCUAUCUCCAAACAACCAGCUAACAUGCCCAGAAAGACCCGCUCAUCAGCCGCUGUGAAAGGAAAGAUGGCCAUGAGAUCUAAAGCAAUGGCUGUUGCCAGCUCCUCUCGCCUCGAAGACGAUGAUGUUGAUAUGGGUGAUUCUGACUACAAACGAGAAGAGUCUGAUCAUGACGAACGAAUGGAAGACCCCGUCGAUGACGGGAAAGACCACGAAAGCGCAGGAUCAGAAGAUGACCAUGAUCCAGGACCGGGAGAUGGACAUGAUGAUGAAGGAGAUGAUGACGAUGAGGGCGAUAAUGAUGUCUUAAUGCCUUCAGGACCAGGAGGCACUAUACCAGGGGGAUUGGACGAGACGACUGCCAUGGCUAUCUUCGGAGACUAUCGUCAGUUUGGCUCUUACAUGCUUUCGCUCUCCUCUCGUCUCAAGACAAUGCUGAAUAACAUCAAGAGCACUGCGGACCCUACCACUCGCCUGGUGACUCUACAGGAGCUCAGCGAACUGUUAAGCAUUAGUACUGAGGACACUCUGGCUGGCUCAUUCCAGGUAGAGCAGUUUGUCCGGGAACUUGUCAAAAUUCUAGGUGGGCGUGGUGCAGACAACGAUGAAGACGAAGACGCAGAUGAGGAACAUCAUGAGCGGGAUGAAGACGCUGCAUUAGCUGCUGCGUUAGCCAUGAGCGCAGGCGGUAUGUUUCAGGGAGACAGCAACCUGGAAGCUCAGGUGCUUGCAUGCCGAUGCUUGGCCAAUCUAAUGGAGGCACUACCUGGUGUGGCCCAUACUGUUGUGUACCACGGUGCCAUUCCCGUUCUCUGCAGUAAACUCAUUGAGAUUUCAUAUAUCGACCUUGCCGAACAGACUUUGAGCACUAUGGAAAAAAUUUCAGAAGAAUUCCCAAGCUCCAUCGUUCGCGAAGGUGGUCUUGCGGCUCUACUUAACUAUCUUGACUUUUUUUCCAUCGCGGUACAAAGAACCGCUCUUCAAGCUGCAUCAAAUUGCUGCCGCAACAUCUCACCGGACCAUUUCACUAUGAUACUAGGUGUCUGGCCUAUCAUCAGAAAUUGCUUGGCAUACUCUGAUCAACGGCUGGUUGAAUUCGCUUGCCUGUGUGUCAUUCGGGUCGUGGAUUCGUACCAUCGAUCGUCGACCGAGAACCUGGAAUCUUUGGUUGAUACAGCGCUGAUCCGGGCGGUUAACCAGCUUCUCAUGCCUGGAGGUGGUUCUUCCAUGAUUGCGGCAAACACGUUCACGCUUCUGCUUCGUGCGCUCGCUACAGCUGCCAGAUGUAGCCCGAAGAUUACCAUCGCACUGCUUGAAGCGGAUAUCGUUGAUACUUUGUAUCAGAUCCUCACCGGAGUUCUUCCACCCACCACUGAAAAUGGAUACGAACAGGGCAAUUCUUCCGGAGGGCAGGGCCUUGGAGGCGGGCUUGCCGAUAUGACUGUCAUGGAGAACCUUGCACAUAGGCCAAAGGAUCAAGUUGAAGAAGCCCUUAGUUUGAUAUCUGAGCUGAUGCCGCCUUUGCCGAAAGACGGAGUAUUUGACCACAAGGCAUAUACGGAAAAAUCCCUCACAAAGAUGCAGAAAGCCAAGGCCAAGGCUGACCGAGUAGCAGCUCGACAAGCAUCACAGGCGACGUUGGCAGCAGCUCUAAUGGUUUUCCCCGCUGCUGAAGAGGCAGGACCUACAGAGGCAUCCAUAGCUGCACAGGUCCCUCAUGAAACACAUAGAUCCGGGGAAACUAGUCCUAGCGCGCCUCCAGACCGCGCAGAACUGCUUCGAUCAAAGUCUGAGGUCGUUGGACGAUUCAUGAAUCUGACCGUCCCAAUUCUAAUUGAUGUGUAUGCUGCGAGCGUUAUUACACCCAUCCGCGUGAAGACACUCACAGGCUUGCUCAAAGCUAUCAGCUUCCUCGAUGCUGAAGGUCUCAAGCGAGUGUUAACGUUUGUACCCGUCGCCAGCUUCGCUUCGUCGAUUUUGUCCUCGAAGGAUCAUCCCACUUUAGUCAUUGGUGCACUGCAGCUUGUGGACUUGUUGCUCUCCAAAGUCCCUUCCCUGUACAUGCCUACUUUCAAACGAGAAGGCGUGUACCAUGAAAUUGAAGGUCUUGCCACAAGAACCGUCAUAUCUUCAAAAAUCAAAGACAAAGGGGAUAAAGACAAGGAAUCUUCCGAGACUUCGACACCUCCGGAUAUGAGUAGUGCAGCUACAACACCGGCUCCAACAAUUCCGGGCUUUAAGAAGUUGACCUCUUUGUCUAUGGAUCCUGACGAUGCAAUCACGCUGCGAGCCCGUGUCAUAAAAUUCAAGCACUUGUCAGGUGACGACCAGGGCGACUCUGACGUUGGAUUCGACACCCUUCGACGUCUUGUUGAACGUAUAUCUUCCCGAACGUCGUCGGAAAAGGAACUGACAGAAGCGCUUUGGGAAUUGGCGGAUCUUUUCUCUUCGCCUCAUACUUCUGUCUCCAGCUUCGAGCUACUGCAGAGUGGAGUCGUCGAUACAUUGUUAAGCUUCGCAACAGAAACCGAAGGGUUAGUGAGCCUUGCCAGAAGGAAGGAACUUCUGCUUGAUGCACUCGUCAAUCGUAGAGCAAAGCACCUCAGCAGUUCUCAGACGCCGUUCACCAUUUUCGUCAAAAAACUGCAGGAAAGUCUCACCAGAAUGGAGUCCUUUGAUGUUGUUACCGUGGCCCAAAGCUCUGAUGACUCAAAACGAAGUUCUCCUUCUCUUUUGGCUCGACAGCUUCGCCUAAGGUUAGUAGCCGGCGAUGAAUCCGGUGUACCGCGCAACCUUCAUAACAUCGUGGUAUCGAUCCAUGCCAUUGCCACAUUUCAAGCUCUCCAUGAUUAUCUCCGGCCGCGCGUAGCUGGACUUCUAGGAAGCGGAAGUCGUCUAUCUGGCAUGCUUGCGGCUUUGGCGGCAUCAGGCUUCACUAGUGGGCCGUCAUCCCGGAAUGAAGAAGCAGCCCCGACGUCUGCCACAGGCGAUGCCGGUUCAUCUACUCCUGCAGCCAAACUCUCGAUCACUCGCCGUCGAAGUCAGCGUCUUAGUGCAAAAAAUUCUGCGACGGCUGAAUCUUCAGAUACACAUGCCGCCGGUCCGAUACCUAACGAAAAUGCUCCAGAGACUGCUCCCAGUGACACUGUUGUCGAUUCCGAAAUCCAUGCCGACUUUAGUGAUGAUGAAGUUGACGCCGAAGUCUUUGACGAUGACGUCGACCCAGACACUUCCAUAUCAGACAAAACAGUGACACUCUCGGUAGCUGAAGAUGGUACGAAGGUGGAAGCGCAGACCCCUGAUGGCACGCGAGUCGCAACACCGAGUCUUUCAAGUAAAGGCAACGCGCCUUCUCGGUCCUCUUCGUUAAGCAAGGUUUCUUAUGCAGCUGCUUUGAAAACUAAACCUCAGGAUUGGCAUCUGGAAUUUUCGAUGGAUGAUCAUAUCCUCCCAUUGGACUUGACUAUCUAUGGUGCUAUGCAUCAACAUGAGAUGAGGAAGAAUGCCGGGCCCAUCCCGUCAAGCCUGAUUUGGCAGGGUGUUUACACCGUCAAGUUCAAGAAGGUCCAAGGACCUUUACCGUCAUCUGACACAAAUGGAGCCGAAAAUGGAGUUAAGGGUCGGUCUUCUGUACUGUCGCUGACAUCUCUUCCGGAAGAUGCCCCGCAUGCUAAGAUUCUGCGUCUCCUACGUGUACUCCAUCAACUGAACACUACCGAGGCCGAGAGAGCUGUCUUUAAUGGCGAUAAGAGGAAUUUACCCGAAGUCGCUUUUGUGAAUAACAAGCUUACUGCCAAGCUCACUCGGCAAUUAGAAGAGCCCAUGAUUGUCGCAAGCUCUUGUCUACCUGAUUGGGCGCUUGAUCUGCCUCAGCACUUCCCCUUCCUCUUUCCUUUUGCCACGCGAUACAACUUCUUGCAAUCAACCUCGUUCGGUUAUGCCCGACUUAUACUCAAAUGGCAGAGCCAACAAGGCCGUGCGCAGGAUAACUCGCGGCGAGACGAUGGUAUUGGUUUCUUGGGUCGUUUGCAGAGACAAAAGGUCCGGAUAUCUCGCAAGCACAUCUUGGAGUCAGCAGUGAAGGUCUUCGAACUAUAUGGAUCAUCGUCUUCCGUUUUAGAAGUCGAGUACUUUGAGGAGGUAGGUACAGGUCUUGGACCGACACUGGAGUUCUACUCUCUAGUUUCAAAAGAGUUUGCAAGGAAAGAUCUCAAGUUAUGGCGGGACAAUGAUCUACCUGGCUCCGGCAUAUAUGUCAAUCAUCCGGUGGGACUGUAUCCGGCUCCAAUAAGUCCGGAGGAUAUAGCCAGCGAUGGCGGACAAAAACGCACGCAUGUCCUCAGAGUCAUUGGCCAAUUCGUUGCGAAGGCAAUGCUCGACUCUCGUAUUAUCGAUCUGUCGUUCAACAAGGUCUUCCUCAAGCUCGUUUUGGGCGAGGAAGUUCCUGUGACAGUGGCGACUUUGCAGCUUGUGGAUGCCGAUCUCGGGAAAUCGUUAAUCGAGGUACUCAACAUUGUCAGUACGCAGAACCAAAUCCGCGCCGAUAAGUUAUCAAGAAAGAUUGCCAUGGUUGAGUCCAUUGAUAUUGAGGAUCUUGCGCUCGAUUUCACGAUACCUGGUUAUGAUAUCGAAUUGCGGCCGGGGGGACGGGACAUUGCCGUUACCGCUGAGAACGUCAAUGAGUACGUUGAAGCAGUACUUGAUGCUAUUAUCGGCAAAGGUACUGCACUGCAAGCGAAGGCUUUUCGCGAAGGAUUCUCCAAAGUUUUCCCUAUAUCAGACCUUCAGGCUUUCUCAGCCGAUGAGCUGGUCAUGCUCUUUGGCAAUUCUGACGAGGAUUGGAGCAUCGAGACUCUUAGCGAAGCUUUGAAAGCUGACCACGGUUUCAAUCCCGAAAGUCGAGCCAUUCAUGAUCUUGUCGAAAUACUGGCGGAUUACGACGCUCCCACUCGUCGUGAUUGCUUGCAGUUCAUCACUGGAAGUCCCAAGCUCCCUAUCGGAGGUUUCCGUGGCUUGAACCCACCUUUAACAGUGGUCAGGAAACCCCACGAAGCACCCCUUACGGCAGACGACUACCUGCCCAGUGUCAUGACAUGCGUGAACUAUCUGAAAUUGCCAGAUUACAGUUCGAAAGAGGUCAUGCGGGAAAAGCUGCGGGUUGCCACUAAAGAGGGUGUAGGAAGUUUCCAUCUGUCGUAAAUAAUUGUGCAGAGAUUGAAGAGAAGUCCUUGAGUCAUACGAACUGUAUGUAAUAUUUUGGUUUUCUUUUUUUCAUGUUCUAGACGUCAGGUUACAUACAGUACAACAUCUUUAUCACUACCCGGGAUGUGAGAUCUUGUAAACUUCAAGACGGUAUGUCCGCGCAGGUAAAUACCGACAGCAGUGUUCUGAUUCAGGGUAAAUGUGAGCUAAAUCAUUGGCUGGGUUGUGUUUGUCAACGCAAGGAAACAUUGCAUAGCAUAU